Pecten maximus is the source of this 1959-nucleotide messenger RNA. RefSeq names its product heterogeneous nuclear ribonucleoprotein A3-like. Lineage: Eukaryota; Metazoa; Mollusca; Bivalvia; Pectinida; Pectinidae. The transcript is spliced from 11 exons. The coding region runs from base 161 to 1177 and encodes 338 amino acids. Gene Ontology annotation, molecular function: RNA binding. The record is from RefSeq and is a predicted model, not a curated record.
UCAAUGCAACUUUAGGGAUUAUUAGUUAUGACUUACCAAUUUUAGUGUGAUAAUGUGAAUUUAUGAAAUCACGUGACAUUCCUUUUUUCAAGCCGCCGUGACUGCAGGAAGAAGAAGGAUUUCACAUAGUGAGGGGAGCACCCGAAAAAUAAAAAUAAAAAUGUACCAAAACCAAGGCAGAGGAGGACAGAGACGUCAACAGUACCCACGUGUAGAGCAGGACCCAGAGGCAGAACAAUUCAGAAAAAUCUUCAUAGGAGGUUUGAGUUACGAGACAAAUGAAGAAGGCCUGAAAGAGCACUUUGGGCAAUGGGGCGAGAUUACAGACUGUGUUGUGAUGAAAGAUCCCAAUACAAAAAGGUCAAGAGGUUUUGGGUUUAUCACUUACAAAUAUACAUCUGAAGUGGAUGCCUCUCAGAAAAAUCGGCCUCACAAAAUUAACAACAGGGAUGUAGAGACAAAACGGGCCAUGCCAAGGGAGUUUAAUGAGCCCCAAGAGUCAACAAAAAAGAUGUUCAUCGGUGGUCUAAAGGAUGACACUGUAGAAGACCAGGUCACUGAAGUCUUUUCUGGUUAUGGAGAAAUUGAAGAAGUGGAUCUCAUUCGGGAUAAGGAAACCAACAAGGUGAAAGGAUUCGGCUUUGUUGUUUUUAAGGAUACUGACUCAGUGGACAAAUGUGUUUUAAAGAAGUUCUUCACCCUGAAUGGGAAGGAUGUAGAAGUAAAGAAGGCCAUUGCCAAGGAGAAUCAAAGAGGUGGAGACUCUGGUGGCCGUGGGGGACGUGGUGGGGGACGAGGAGGCAGAGGUGGUGGAGGUCGGGGAUUUAAUGACUGGAACCAAGGUGGUUUCAACCAGGGUGGUUACAGUCAAGGAAACUACGGAAACAAUUACGGAAACCAAGGUGGUGGUGGUGGUGGUGGUGGUAGUGGUGGAUAUGGAAGCAGCUAUGGUAAUCAAGGAGGAGGAUGGAAUCAGAACAGUGGUGGUAGCAGUGGUGGCUAUGACAACUAUGGUGGUGGAUACGGUAACCAAGGAGGAAACAACUAUGGUGGUAAUUUUGGCCAGAAUUAUGGAGAUAAUUAUGGAGGUGGCGCCAUGAAGAACAGUUACUCUAACCGUGGACAGGGACCUUAUGGAUCAGGUGGAUACAACAGUGGUGGUUACAACAGACGAUGAGGUUCAUUAAAGAUCAUCAACAGGUGUACUCCUCAGGCAGGUAUAGAGAAAGCAAUAUUACCAGCAGAAGUAAUACAGGCAGGCAGAUUCUCAGGAAAUCAUACAUAGCUUGGUAGCUAGCCUAAAGUCAUAGGUUAUGAUCAGCUCGCUACAGCAUUGUGACAACUACUGGAUGUACAUAUGUAACUGCCUCCUUCGGGUCUUAACAUAUAGUGGACUAGUUUACACAUAGUGCCCUUCAUUAAUAUCAUUGAGGCAUAGACUUAAAAAGGAUUUGUAUGGCCCAGUGAGCAGCAUCCCUUAGCAUAGGACCAUGUCCACCAUAACAAUCCUGAUGUGUAUGAAGGCAUAUUGUUACAAACCCUGAACAGUAUAGUGCUGUAGUGACCUAUUCACUAUGCUACGAAGCUAUGAACGACCGUGUCCCAUGUUAUAGAGUUACCUUCAGUUAAGGUAGAGCUCCAUUUCACAGACUAAAUGGAUUUUAUCCAGGAUUAUUUGUGUUACUACUCUGGAGACUCUGCUGUAAGCUGAAUAAUCGUGUUGAAAUGCAGGAAUUUGAAUUGCUUUUAAAUAGACCAGUCUGAGGAUUACAUCUACUCUUCAUUCAAUCCUUUCUUCGUCAGUGCAUCUCAUUUAUGUAGAGGAAAGAAAUCUCUACUUUAUAUUUUCCCAAUGUCUAUGUUGUACCAUCAUUUAUCAUGCGUGUUGUCGUUUUAAUGUAAUAGCUCCUCUAGCAGGAAAGAUCGAGGAAUAAAAUUUAAUAAAAACUAGGAUUUACA